UUAAUCGAUCAUUCCGGGAGUCGCUGUGCGUGAAUCGGUCGCUCGGUUCGUCGUCGGUGGUUUUUGCGCGCGCGAGGGAAAGUGGGGAAGAGAGGUUGGGCGGACGGGCCGAGAAUAAUAAGCGCGCGCGUUUUAGCGCUACGCAGCACAUCCCCGCGGGGGAGAUGUAGUCGUCAAACGCAGUGUGUCAGUGCUCGACGUGAACGCGUUCGUUCCCACGGAUGUUCCCGGUGGACGCAUAUCCGAGAGAUGUGACCGCCGUCGCUUAAUUGACAGCUCAACGAGGGGAGCUCCGAUCGGGGGAAUAGGAUCGCCACCGCGACACAGAGGCCCCAGAUCGCUAUGACGAGAUAACAGAUGCAGAAUGAGAUACAGCAGCGGUAACCUAUUCGGUUAUGCGUGGCUCACGUUCACCCUCACUCGUCUCAAGGUGCACGCAGAAGGCGGAGUCGCUUGCAAAGAUCAACAUGGGCGCUCCUACGAAAGUGGCUUCCACUACAUACCCGGACCUGAGCCCUGCACCUUCUGCAUCUGCGACAAUGGCAAUCCAAAGUUGUGUAAAGCUUUCAUCUGCAAGUUCCUCGAGGAGGAUUGCAAAUCCUUUCGUCGGGGCGAUACCUGCUGCGAGUUCAUCUGCCUGGACGACACGUUGUCAUCGAUAUCCAAUGACAAGCCGGACGGCGCGGGAACCAACAUAAUGGAUGGAAAUGCAAAUUAUGACUUGGGCUUACGAUCGGUUGCCAGUUUCGUCACAGCGAUAUUAUCAAUGAGUCUGUUAUUUUUUCUGAUACACCGUCUGCGUCAGCGCAAGAUACAAGUUUGUGUGGCAGGUCGGGAGAACAGGCAAAUCGGAGAGGACCAAAGAAGCUUAGGUAACAUGGGAUACUUGGAAAGAGGCGGUCUGCUGCACGGGCUGCCGAUGGACGACAUACCCUGCGGCACCGGCUACUCCCUGUGGAAGCCGCCGGGCAAUUACUUCCCGCGCGGGGAAGCGCCCCCGCCGUACGAGGAGGCGGUCGCCGCCGCGAGGGCGGAACAGGCCUUGCUGUCGAUGAAUCCGCACACACUGCUGUCGAUGAACUUCUCCGACAGCUACAUGCCGGGCGGCAACAAUCACACGGGCAUAGCGGUGGUGGCGAACACCCCGAGCGAGUUGACCGUCAACACGCAGCCGUCGUCCAACGAUAAUCACAUGAGCGCGCCCUUGAUGUCCUCCAGCCGGCCGCUCUCCAGCCCGGGCACGUACGCCAAUUAUCGACCGGUCAGCCAGAGCAGCACCACGUCCACCGGUCUGAACACGAGCACCUCCACCACGAGCUUCAGCACGAACAUGUACGAGAACCUGCCGAUCGGCGCGACAAGUUUCAGCGACGCUCAGCAUUCCGCCGGCGGUCACGUGUCCGCGCAACCCAUUUCGCACUCCACCAUACCCAAGAGCUACCGUCAGCACACGACGACCUUCCCGCGUCAAAGCGGCGCGUUCACGAUAUCGGCCACUCUGUCGAAUUCCGACGUGUCAUCGUCGUCCUCCCAUCGUACGAUCCCGCGGACGCUGACCACCACCCAGCGCGUCAGGGCGAAGGACAUCUCGACCGAUUGUUCCGCCAAGGAUUAUCUCCACUUAUCGCCGGGCGGCAUCGCGUCGCACAGUCUGUCGCCCGCGGCCGCCCCGGCUGGUUACAAGGAUACCAAAGACUCGGACGUGUUCUACGCGGACGCCCCGGCAGCCUCGGCGUCCGCUCUGCCGCAGUCUUCUUCGGACUGCGCGUACACAGCCCGCACCGCGGAUGUGUCCGAGAAGAGUCGCGAGUUCAAGCCUUCGCUGAGCGCAGCUAACGAGAUCAAUGCGAGCGGCAGUUUCGAGUCGGUAGCGUGUACUUGCAGUAUGCAAGCAUUGCCGACUCUGCACGACGACACGGAUGAUUAUCGGAGUGAGUGCGAGAACUGUAAGAGUGCGACGGGUUCUCGUUAUUAUUUAGAUAAUGAGGACGAACUAGUUACGUCUCUUCACGAAACCAUGACAUUGCACAGAAGACCGGACGACGCAGCAUCAAGUGCCACGCCACAGUAUUAUAGAACUUCACUUACACUGCCGACGAGUACACGCCAACGUACAAGGAUCACCGGGGCUCGUGAAAAUUGGUUCAGCACUAUGCCAGAAAGUUCCAGCGGAUCUUCCGACGAGAACUAAGUAUUACAAAAAAUAGAGGACAAUGUUUAAGCGCGCAAAUAAAAUUAAUACACAUAUAGUAUCUAUAUGUUAUAUACAUAAGUAUUAAAACUAUCUAUACAGAGUGUCCCAGAAUUAUCGCGCUUCUCCUCUCACAGAUCAUUGUUCGAGUGUCGAUGCAUCAAUGAUUUUCGCAUCGUAUUGAAGAAAAAUCGAGAUGGAAAAUGUUCAGAAUCAGUGUGUGAAAUUUGACACGAUAUUGCGCAGGGGAAACUCCCUAAUUUCUGCGAAUUUUUCCAUUUAUUCGGUAUGGCGAGAGCCCGAGUCUUCCAGAAUAUUUAGCUUCUCUACUCUUCAUGUGACAUCAGCGUUCGAGAGAAACUGCCAAUCUUUUGGGACAUCCUCUAUAGUGAUUGUCGUAAUUAACAUCAUUAUUGUCAUGAACAUUAUCAUCACCGUCAUUAUCAUUGUAAUCGAUAUCAUAAUCAUUACUAUUGCCAUCGUCAUCAUCGUGAUUGUCGUUAUUGUCAUCAUUGGGUAAUGAAAGUUUGUUAGAAUUCAUGAUGAACUUUCCGAAUCUGAGAUGUUAAAGCAGUUUAACUGCUCUAAUGACGCGAAUGGUAGAGCGCAGGAAAGAUGUUCACGUAUUAAGAUAUCAAUAACAAGGCGAUAUAUUGUUUAUCAUAUAUUUAUUAUUGUCAGAUGCAAUUCUGCUUGAGGUAAGGUGAUCCGAUUGUAUUCUUUAUCCAUUAAUCUAUCAUAGACUUCCGGACAAUUCCCGAAACAAUUUGAAAGCUUCCGACCAUGUUGCCAGCAAGUGGAAAGUCGAUUCCUACUGAUGAUCUUCGCGCGACGAUGGAAGGAGAUUAUUAUCGUCUGUUUGUGUCGCAUAGCGACGAUAAAUAGAUAUAUUAAUAGAUAGAUAGAUAUAGAGGUAGAUAGAUAGAUAGAUAGAUAGAUAGAUGAAUGUUUAUUCUAUUUUGGGGUGGAACCCCGUAGGGCACAAAAUAAAAAAAAAAGAAAUACAAAAUCCACUUAAGUGUUAAAAGAAGAGAAACGGAGAGAAAUACAACGGUGGGGGUAAACGCGAGUACCAAUACAGUAUUAUUACUUAAUUAUCUUGAAACUUGCCAGACAAGUAAAGAAACAGAAUGCAAGAGUAAAAAAUAAGAAAUGCAAAUCAAAGAUACGAAUUAUCGUAUGGUAAGAUAGGAGCGAUUCUUGUGAACGUAGAACUUUGUUUUCUCGUGUAACUAAGAGAAGGAAAAGAAUAUAAAAGGGAAGACGAACCAAUGUUAUCACUAGGUAAAAAGUUCCAGGGGGAGAAAACGACGACUGGAAAAUUCUAUAAAUUCUAACGCGACACGUGUGGACACAGAUGGGGAUUUUCGUGCUAAGGACUCGUUCCGAUUGAGGACGAGAGAAACGUAAAUAAGGAGAUAAUUGUCUGUAAGAUAGAAAAUAAGAAGCACGGAAUUUGCAGGAGCACGUCGAUAUUACCUGGGAAGUUUCACAGUGAAAUCUCAUAAACUUUCGCACCUUAUUCUCGUUAUCACGAACAUCAUCAUCAAAAUUACUAUGAACAUCAUCAUUGCCAUCAUUAUCGCCAUUGUCAUUAUCAUCAUUUUCAUCAUCAUCAUUACCAUCAUUAUGUUACACAACUGUUACCAUUGCAUUCUUGUCUUGUUUAAAAAACAAAUUCAGUUUAUCUGUGAACAUAAAUUAUUCAAUUAAUGGAAAAAAAGUCUAAUACGAGUCUAACAUAAAUGUUGCUAUGAUCUACUAAUUAUUCAGCUCGUAUUCGACUUGCCCUGCUGUUAAUUUAUCUGUUAACAAGCCGUUACCUUUUGUUAUUUUAAAAACAGAUUACGUUUUAUCCAAAGAAUUAUAAGCAUUUUAAUAGUAGAUCUUUAUUGUAAAAAAAGUAGGAUAAACUCAUAUCUAUAUGUACAUGAUAUUAAGAUAGUCACGAAAAAAUGUAACAAGUCAUGGAAACUCUUCUUUCAUGAAAUGUCUACGAACGCGAAAUCUAUGUUAAUAUAUACGUUAAAACGUGCAUAUAUAAGUUACCUGCAGCACCGACAAAACACUUAAAAAUUCGUAGUCUACCCAUAAAUGUCUGUUAUCAUCAAAUGAAUAUUUAACUUUCCUUUGGUAUCUCUUUAAAUCUCAUUAUUGACUAUAUAUAAAAAAAACGUUUUAAGAUUAUUUUAUCCUCGGAGGGUUGUUUUACUCGUUAAAACUGUUUUUCAGCUGUAACGAAAACAGUGUGUGACUGAACUCUUCGUGCCAAAUGUCAUAUUUACUUUCUUUAUUUUGAAUUUGCGAAUUGUCGAAAUGCCUUUGUAAGCGCAAGUAGAGACAGAUUCUUUAAAUUUUCGUUAGGAUUUGAGUUUAAAUCGAAAGCCAAAAUUGGACAUUUAUAUCGAAAAUCGAAGGGAAUAAGCAAUAAGCGAUGGCCCUCUUGUCAAAUUUUAAGUAGGGACAAAAUUGACUUCAUGUUCAUUGAGGAAUCAAAUAAUCUAUGACUUUUAAUGCUUUUUGCUACCAUGUAGAUAUAUGUAAAAAAAGUCCGACCACACUUGUAGUAUUCGGAGUCGGAGAGGAAAGAGUGAAAGUUCUGAGCUGUUAUGAGUAAACAAAAGUGAAAUUGUAACGCGGAUAUAUUUUAAUUGUAAAUUAUCUGUAAAUCCAAUAGAGCACAAAGUAUGUAUAAGUACAAGUACAAGCUUAUCAUGUUUUAUUCUAAAUUUGGUUUCUAAAGUCGAUAGGACAAGUCGAUGUGGUACAAAAGAGAAAUUUUCGAUAUAUCAUUUUCAGUAUUAGGGUAUUGUUUAAUAUUAGAGAUAUGUUGUUUUUUAAAU
Molecule: messenger RNA, 5034 nt
Organism: Dinoponera quadriceps
Lineage: Eukaryota; Metazoa; Arthropoda; Insecta; Hymenoptera; Formicidae
Exons: 6
Coding region: 365-2191 (608 amino acids)
Cellular component (GO): membrane
Source: RefSeq, a predicted model, not a curated record